AAAUAUGCCGACUUCUCUUGGAUUACUUCAUCUCUGAAAUGUCGGCGAAUCAGGAUGAUCCAGUGUAUAACGAAUACGUGAAUUUGAAGAUCUCUUUGAAUUCGACAUCUUCCUUACCCGAUUCGAAGUCUACGAAUGGAACCGAAGGUACCCGUCCGCUCGUGCAACCGAUCGAAGGGGAGCCGAAAAAUUACACCAUUCGAUAUACGUUCGGCAGCAUGUCGCCUCAACACAAGAUAAUCGAGGAGACAAGUGGGAUCAAGUAA
Molecule: messenger RNA, 266 nt
Organism: Acaulospora colombiana
Lineage: Eukaryota; Fungi; Glomeromycota; Glomeromycetes; Diversisporales; Acaulosporaceae
Source: the annotation of a GenBank genome assembly